GGGAGGGACAGAGGUGGGGUUGCCGUGUAUGUUCGCUCCUCUUUGUCACCCAAACAUGUGUUAUCUUCUCCUCAACCCUACUCCAACUCUCCGGAGUUUAUCUUCAUAGAGAUCACAGCUUGUGAAGACAAAAUUCUUGUAGGGAUUGUAUACCGGCCACCCAAAGCAGGUCGACUGUCACUCCUUGAGCACUCUCUGUUGCAGAUAAUGCAUAGCUAUCAACAUAUUGUCUUACUUGGUGAUUUCAACUCUAAUCUAUUGAGAGAUAGCUUCGAAAGGAGGCAACUCGUGACACUCUUUGAUUCUAUCAACUUCCACAUUGUAAAUAAUGUUGACCCGACUUACCACUUACCCAAUUCACAUACUUUACUAGAUCUAGCGGUGGUGAGUGAUAAAGAUUAUGUUUCUUCUUUUGAACAUUUCAAUGAUGAUAGAUGUCUUGAGGAUGCUAUCAACAUGCCAUGGCACACUAUAGGUUUCAUUGAUGACAUCAAUGAUAAGGUUGCAGUAUUCAAUAAUAUGAUUCACAGCAUUUUUGAUAGGCAUGCCCCUGUGCGUACUGCGCAUCCUAAGCGGAAACCAGUGCCCUGGAUGAAUGAAGAGAUACUGAUUGCCAGACGUGAGCGUGAUAAAGCCAGAAGAGUAUUUAAAAGGACCAGCAGCCAGAUAGACUUUGAGGUCUUUAAAACUGGAGAAAUCGUGUGA
Molecule: messenger RNA, 705 nt
Organism: Nilaparvata lugens (brown planthopper)
Lineage: Eukaryota; Metazoa; Arthropoda; Insecta; Hemiptera; Delphacidae
Exons: 2
Coding region: 208-705 (165 amino acids)
Source: RefSeq, a predicted model, not a curated record